AAAUCCUUCAAUACUCAGCUAAACUCAAGUUGACUCUCUCAACUGCAGAAAGACAUUCCGGAGUCCUUUCAAGGGGGCCCGUGGUUCAGUCAACUCAAGCUGCGAAAUGGAAAGAUUUUACGCCCAACGUCACUUUCCCCAUCCACGGUGCAGCGAAUCAUCGCAACCUGUCGAUGUACCAUCGUUUUCGACCGCCAGUCACACAUGUGAUUAUUGUGCUGCAGCUCUUAUAUCAACAUCGAGCGUUGACCCUGAGAGAAUCAACAGAUGGGUGUCGCUGCACAGUGAUCCAUUGAAGACGCGCCAAAGGGGGAGCCUAAGGUGGCGGAACGUUUUGCCUCAUUCCAUGCAUCAGGUUUCUGCUGCUAACGCUGAAGGAUGUCCGUUCUUCGUGUGGAUAUGGGGACAGAUUAUGAGGUCUAGGACACUACCUGAACAACUUAUGAGGACAAGGAUUUGCUUGGUGAUUGAGUCUGUCAAUGGCGUCAUCACCGACGCUAUCAAAUGCUCGGUUCUUGUGUCGACGGAUAAAUACUCUUGGAGUCCAACCGGAGGGACUUUCGAUAUCGAGUCUGACGCGUACGACCCUUGCGCAAAUGAUGCCGUAGGGCGUACUAUAGACGGCGGUACCUUUUCGGAAAGAGGCAUCUCGCAAAUUCGUCGUCGACUUCAGGUGUGCCUCGAAUCACACCAGUCUUGCCGACAAGGAGCGGGCAUCCGGCCUCUGCGGUUCCUUGUAAUUUCUGCCGAGGAGAAUGAGACUGUCCGCAUUAGACAAAUCCACGGCGCAAAGACUGACCCAUAUGUCGCUCUCUCCUACUGCUGGGGCCUGGAACAGACCGCCAAGACCACUACUGUCAACUUGGCUCGCCAUGAGAGAGGCAUAGAAGUGAGAGGUUUACCCAAAACCAUCCAGGACGCAAUCUACGUUACUCGACGACUGGGUAUAAGACUUCUCUGGGUUGAUAGCCUCUGCAUGGUGCAAAACGACCCCGUUCUUUUAGCUAAAGAGGUCGGCGACAUGGCUCACUAUUACGCCAACUCUAUGAUCACAAUAUCCGCGGCAGUAGCGAAAAGCUGUGCAGAAGGUUUCCUCAACCCCCCUGACCCAACAGAAUCGGAUGGCUAUGUAGGAUUUUAUUUCCCUUUUGACGACAAACCUCGCCUUGAUAGUUCGCCUAACAGACGAUUGAAGCUCUUCCGUGCUGAAGCUCGAGACGAAAUUGAUCACAUCGACACCCGGGCGUGGACAUUACAAGAGUCUCUGUUGGCCACUCGGUUGGUUUCCUUUGGCACUCGCCGAAUCUCCUGGGCUUGUAUGACCACUAGGUUCGGUCCAAGCUCGGGUGCUACUUCACUCCGGGAUAAUAUGUUCAAGACCCGCCACUGGGUGGGAUACGGAGAUAGAAUCGCCCACAACACUAGCUAUGGUAACCAUCCAAGAGAUCCCGAACAUCUCAUCUCAGAUCUUCAUGGUAUUCUUUAUCCUCCUCCCGAGGCAAUCUUUCAGCUGUGGUCGAAGGUUGUGGAGGAGUUCUCGCAGCGGACACUUUCCAUUCCUGGAGACCGGCUGUUGGCAAUCUCAGGAGUCGCCCAAACACUUGGAAACAUGGUCAACCCAUCGAGCGAUGUCGACGCAUCGCCAUACGCUGCCGGUCUGUGGAACACGCCACUUCUCCCACUGGAACUAUUAUGGAUGCCGAAGAAUCCCUUCACUCCGCAGCUAUCUUCUUCCUACAUAGCACCAUCUUGGUCCUGGGCAAGCUUUCCAGGAGCCGUCGUCUGGCACUUGCCUGACUUGACCCACCUUGAGUCAUGUAUAUAUCCACGAUCUGGACUGGAAAAGAAAGUGCCCUCACUUGUUUACCGCGACAACUCCGUUGACUAUGAAAAGCUAGCAAUCAGAUCGCGGACGAAUGGUAUAGGUCUCUCUCCAUUGCCACAGGUAGUCGCUCUCUCAGUAGAGCCCCUCAUUGACGUUGCACCAUAUGGAGCCGUCACAUCAGGAUACGUCACCUUACGAGGCAAAUGUUUUAACCGUAUGCACGACGUCCUCACGCCCUGGCAUAUUCAGAUGCGCUUCGACUCUGGGGAAGAGCUGGAUUCGUUGAGAGAAUUGCCUCCGGGCUUCAUUUGCUUCCACAUAUUGGGUUACGUUGUAGAGGACGGUAUUCCACCAGAACAUUACGACCGGAUUUUAGGAACAAAUUCACAAGGUUUGAUACUUGAAAGGGCGCAAGACGGGACAUACCGCCGUGUUGGGCUCUACGUAGGUCUGAACAUAGGCGACCGUCUGCGCAUGAUAAAGACUAUGACAGAGGUCACAAUACACUAGGAUCUAGAUAGCGAGAAGGCGUACGUGAUAACGGAAGUCAACCUCAUGGUCUGUAAGACCUCGAGUCGUAAUCGUUAUAUACUUACAAGCGAGAUAAUUUGAUGCCUA
Colletotrichum phormii is the source of this 2443-nucleotide messenger RNA. RefSeq names its product heterokaryon incompatibility protein-domain-containing protein. NCBI's taxonomy places the organism in Eukaryota, Fungi, Ascomycota, Sordariomycetes, Glomerellales, Glomerellaceae. The coding region runs from base 107 to 2335 and encodes 742 amino acids. The record is from RefSeq and is a predicted model, not a curated record. The transcript is spliced from 2 exons.